Molecule: messenger RNA, 4172 nt
Organism: Symphalangus syndactylus (siamang)
Lineage: Eukaryota; Metazoa; Chordata; Mammalia; Primates; Hylobatidae
Product: nuclear pore complex-interacting protein family member A7-like
Source: RefSeq, a predicted model, not a curated record
GGGGGGCUGAGAUGGGGGAGGGGGCAUUGGAAUGACACCAGGUGGAAGCACUGUGAGCUCACAGGUGGUCCACUGUGAGGCACCACCGGGGCCACCGAUUGGUGGAGAGGGAGUAUAAAGCCCCAGGAUUGCUAAGAUAGGGCCCAGACCGAAGAAGGUUUGCUGGAAAGCAGAUCCCUGGUCUCCAUCUAAUUGCUCCUAAGCCUCACGCUCCUUUGCCCCUCGCGUACUGUUGCUUCCCUGAUUGACCUUCUCCCUGACCUGUAGCUAAACCUUCUACCAGCGCUUCAGAACUUAAUUUGAACCGGAUCCUUUCCCAGACCCCUUUCUUAUUCUUCUCCUCCUCCUCCCCCUCCAAGUGCCCAACAGCCCCCUUCUCCUCCUUUCCCUUCUCUUGCCUCCCCUCCCCUCCCCCUUCCCUCCCCUUCUCCUCCCCCUCCCCAACUCAGAUCUGGGCGCCCGUCCCCAUCCCCUUCCCUCCCCCCGCCCUAAGCCACCCCCACCUCUGUCCUGGCUGCCUCAGGGCACCCUGAGAGGACCAGGACAUGAGGGUGCAGUGGCUGUUCUUUUGGCUCCUCCCGCUGGGAUUUAUCAGCCAUCAGUCCACCCAUGUUAUCCAUUCUCUGCAUGACCAUUUUCAUCCUGGGACUGACUUUUGUGGAAUUCCGCGGAUAGUUAUCAUUAUUGUGUUUCUGGGAAUUUCUACACUUGCCAUUUUCCUCUGGAAAACUAAUCUUUGUGUGUCUUUCCUGAAGACUGUCUUAAAGUCACGAAAUGUACAUGACAGAUCCACGGAUGUACAUUGGAAAGCCUGGAGGUCCAAUAGCCGUAGCCAGGAAGGAAUUAAAAUUGGCAUGGAAGACCUCUAUACUUCACGGAGAUAUAUGGAAGCCAAAGUUCGAGCUGAAGUCCAUAAGGUGACGACGAAGGUCAACAGUCAUUACAAAAUCAAUGGACAGAGGAAGACUCCCAAGGAAGAGAAGCUAAGAAUGAAAGAAUGUGAGCAAGCAGAAAUGGACAGGCAGCUAUCAGAGGCAGAGGAAAAUGGGAAAUCAAUUAUGAAAGAAAUAGACACCUACAUGAAAUUGUUUCACGCUGCGGAAAGGUUGCGGCGGCGGGCAGAGGACUACUACAGACGCAAAAUCACCCCUUCUGCAAGAAAGCCUCAUGCCAACUGGGUAAGUUUGUUUGUUUUCUUUGCUUUUGGACAUAGUCUGCCAGGUCAGGACAUGGAUGUGUUUUUCUGCCCACAGCUCUGUGCUCAAGCCUUGCAGAGGAAGAUGGCAGAGAGGAAGGCUGCCUCCAAGCAGCAAAGGUGUGAAAUGAGGGAAAAGCAGAGAGUGCCAGAGAGACACAGGAGUCAGGAGCCAGUCCAGGGAGGACCGGGCCUAGAGAACCCUUUCUGGAGGGCAGAUUCAGGACCUCAUUCGGUUCCCAUGAGGAACAGCAGCUGCGUCCCAGCUGAAAACAGAGAGAAGACAAAGGUCAGAAUGGCUGCAGUGGGGCAUCAUCAUUCCUCAGGAUUGCCCUACUGGCCCUACCUCACAGCUGAAACUUUAAGAAAAAGGAAGGGCCACCAGGCACCUCCUCCAACUCAGUGUCAUCUGGGAGGUCAACCACCUCCCUCAGCUAAAGGUCAUCUGAGACCUCUGAAUCUUUCUCGACUACAGUGUCGGCUAGGACCUCAACCACAUUCUACAACUGAUGAUUUUCUGAGAAGAGAUAAACUUCAAGUCGAGUGUCCCCUGGGACCUGUAUCAUUCCCUCCAGCUGAAGAUUUUGUGAGCCUCAAGACACCUCCCGAGUGUCUUCUGGUACCUCUUCCACCCUCUCCAGUUGACGACUUUCUGACACCAGAGAAACCGCCCGUCCAGUGUUGCCGGGGACCUGUACCAUCUCCUCGAGCUCAUAAUGUUAGGAAACGCAAGACACCUCCCGACUCUUUUUUUGUACCUCUUCCACCUUCUCCAGUGGAUAAUUCUCUGAGCCUCAAGACACCUCCCGAGUGUCUUCUGGUACCUCUUCCACCCUCUCCAGUUGACGACUUUCUGACACCAGAGAAACCGCCCGUCCAGUGUUGCCGGGGACCUGUACCAUCUCCUCGAGCUCAUAAUGUUAGGAAACGCAAGACACCUCCCGACUCUUUUUUUGUACCUCUUCCACCUUCUCCAGUGGAUAAUUCUCUGAGCCUCAAGAUACCUCUCGAGUGUCUUCUGGUACCUCUUCCACCUUCUCCAGUUGAUGAUAUUUUCACACCACAGCCACGUCCCAUCUACUGUCGCCUGGGACCUGGACCAUCUUCUCAAUCUGAUGAUUUUCCGAGAGUCAAGACACCUCCCGAGUGUUUUUCUUACCUCUUCCACCUUCUCCGGUUGAUGACUCUCUGAGCCUCAAGUCACCUCCCGAGUGUCUUCUGGCACCUUAAAGCACCGAGGUGCUUUAGUCAACUGAGUCUGCCCAAAACUAAAAAGCAUCCAUUCAAAAGUACUUCACUCAGGAACAAGGCUGAAGUUGGUCAGCUGGAACAGAGAGAGAGAGUCCAUUAGAGCCACAUGGAAACCAAAGCCCUGGGUUCAUAUUACUGAGCAGGUGGAACUCACUUGUACAAAGGGCCAGUACAUCAGUCCGCUCUGGAAUUUAAAAAAAAAAAAAAAAAAGCAACAACUUAAUUAGAAUGCCUUUUAUUUUUUAUUCAUUUAUUUUGUUUUUUAUUUUUUGAGACAGGGUCUCACUCUGUUGCCCAGACUGGAGUGCAGUGGUGCAAUCUUAGCUCACUGCAACCUCUGCCUCCUGGGUUCAAGCAAUUGUCGUGCCUCUGCCUCCUGAGUAUCUGUGAUGACAGACGCAUACCACCUCACCUGGCUAAAUUUUGUAUUUUUAGUAGAGACGGGUUUUCACCAUGUUGGCCAGGCUGGUCUUGAACUCCCGACCUCAGGUGAUUCGCCCACCUCGGCAUCCCAAAUUGCUGGGAUUACAGGUGUGAGCCACUAUACCCGGCCUAGAAUACCUUUUAGCCACACCAAACAAUUGCACAGUUCAUUCCAUAAAAAAGUAAGAAAUACUAGGCCAACGAGAUGCCAAGGUAGUAUUAUAUUUCAGACUAAGCUGAUUAAAUUAGACUACUAAGGCCUCUAGAGUGAGGGGGUUGGGGAGUUGUGGGGAAAAAAGCUAUUAGGUACAAGACAUUUCUAUUAAUUAUAUAUUUAACAUCAGAAUGAAAAGUCUACUAGAAUCAGUACCAAUUCUGGAAGACAGCCGCUUUGGAAAUGACAGCAUGUAUUUAUGCAUUGCAAUUUCCUGGUUACCAUGAACAAAUGAUGCAGGAAUAUAUUUGUAAAUACAGAAUCAUCAAUGAAUUCUCUUUUUUAAAAUUAAUUAUUAUUUCUUUUUCUGAGACAUGGUAUCUCUAUGUUGCACAGGCUGGUCAUGAACUCCUAGGAAAAGCAACAGUCCCACCGCAGCCUCCCAAAGUGCUGGGGUUACAGGCAUGAGCCACCUCACCCUGCUGAAUUAUUUUAUUUAUUUAUUUUGUUUGAGAUGGAGUCUCAUUCUGUCGCCUAGGCUGGAGUGCAGUGGCAAGAUCUCGGCUCACUGCAACUCUGCCUCCUAGGUUCAAGCGAUUCUCCUGCCUCAGCCUCCUGAGUAGCUGGGAUCACAGGCACCUGCCACCAUGCUCGGCUAAUUUUUGUAUUUUUAGUAGAGACAGGGUUUCACCAUGUUGGCCAGGCUGGUCUUGAAGUCCUGACCUCAGGUGAUCUGCCUGCCUCGGCCUUCCAAAGUGGUGGGAUUACAGGUGUGAGCCACUGUGCCCAGCCUUGAAUUGUUAAAACUAUAUACCAAAUCAUUGUUUAUGGAAUAAUUUUCAAUAAUAUAUUCAAACUAUGUGAUGCUAUAGCACAAGUUUAGCUGAAAUUUUCAUAUAUUACAAAAUAUCUUAGACAUUUUAACAAACUUUAUCCUAUACAGUCCGAUAAAAAAGUCACCAUUAUGAAUUAUUUUUUAAAAAAAGUCUUGGUAUGUAAAUUGUAUGUCAAAAAAAACUAGAGGUUUUUAAAAUAGUUCUUAAAAGUGGUAUUACAGACUUAUUUUCUUCUUUUUACUAAUUUGUAUUUUCUGAAGUUUCUAAAAUGAACAAUUGCAAUAAAAGCUUUAUAAUAUUUAUGUUUAUAUUU